UAAAUUGUUCAAUAACAUUUGAUCAUAAAUCUUUUGUUAUACAGGAGUGUGGUUCGGGGAGACGGAUUGGAGAAGGAUAUAAAGCUGGCGGAUUAUACCAUUAUGGAUCUCGUCCAAGGGUGUCCUGUGUUGCUGCUCCUAAUCCUAAAGUGCUACAUGAUCGACUUGGCCAUCCUCAUUUGUCCAAAUUAAAAAAGAUGUGUCCUUAACUUAGUGGUCUCCAAACCUUAGAAUGUGAAUCAUGUCAAUUAGGAAAACAUGUUAGAUCUUCCUUUCUAAAAGGUCUCAAUCAAUAUGUAAUUCUAGUUUUUCCAUUAUCCAUUCUGAUAUAUGGGGACCUAGUCGUAUCUCCUCCUUUGGUUUUAAUAUUUUGUUACCUUUAUUGAUGAAUAUUCAAGAUGUACUUGGGUUUAUCUUAUGAAAAAUCGUUCUGAAUUGUUAGCUAUCUUUACAUCUUUUUUGAAUGAAAUCAAGAAUCAAUUUGGUCAAGUAAUCAAAAUAUUAAGAAGUGAUAAUGCAAAAGAGUAUUUCUCAUCCCCCUUUUCUGCUAUCUUGAGUUCCCAUGGUAUCUUACAUCAGUCUACUUGUCCUCAUACACCACAGCAAAAUGGUAUAGCAGAACGAAAAAAUAGACACUUGGUUGAAACUGCUCGUACCCUUUUGCUCGGUGCCCAUAUUCCUAUCUAUCACUGGGGAGAUGUCAUCUUAACUGCAUGUUAUCUUAUUAAUAGGAUGCCCUCCUCCUCUCUUGAUAAUAAAGUCCAUUUCUCCAUUUUGUUUUAUAUUGAUCCUCUUUUUCAUACAUCUCCCUAAGUGUUUAGUUGUGUAUGUUUUGUUCUUGACAUGUCUCCAAGUCUAGACAAACUCUCCACUCACGCUCUUAAAUGUGUCUUCUUAGGUUAUUCCCGACUUCGAAAAGGAUAGCGGUGUUACUCUCCUGAAACUAAGAAGUAUUACAUGUCUGCUAAUGUCACUUUCUUUUAACAGACUCCUUACUUCUCUCCAUCUGUUCAAGAUGUUUCUAUCCUCCAACANGUCCUUCCUAUUCCGAUGGCUGAGUCAAAUAGCUNCACUGUCUCUGUCAUUCCAAGUGUUGAUCACCAUCCUCCUGCACUCGAUUCUCCACAUACUGAGAUCAUCCCACACAGGGCCCCAAUGGAUAGUCCACCUCCCCAAGACAAUGGUGAAUCUCCUGCUUCAGAUUCUUCUCCCUCGUCACCUCCUCCCACGCCUCCUGGUGCAAAUGAUUCAGCAUGGCCAAUUGCCCUCAGAAUAGGUACUCGUUCCACUCGAAACCCCCAUCCCAUUUAUAACUUUCUUAGCUAUCAUCGAUUGUCGUCCUCCUAUUUUUCUCUUUUAUCCUCAGUGUCCUCUGUUGUUAUACCCAAGAAUGUCAAAGAAGCACUUGAUCAUCCUGGAUGGCGACAAGCUAUGAUUGUGGAAAUGCAAGCUCUUGACCACAGUAAUACUUGGGAGUUGGUUGUCGAUGGGUGUAUGCAGUUAAAGUCGGCCAUGAUGGUGAAAUUGAUCGGCUCAAAGCUCGGCUUGUUGCAAAAGGUUACACUCAGGUUUAUGGUCUUGAUUAUUGUGACACACUUUCUCUCCUGUCGCCAAAAUGACUACUAUUCGCCUCUUCUUUGCCAUGGCAGCCAUUCGUCAUUGGCCACUUCAUCAAUUGGAUAUCAAGAAUGCCUUUCUACAUGGUGAUCUUGAGGAAGAAGUUUAUAUGGAGCAACCUCUUGGGUUUGUUGCUCAGGGGGAGUCUGGUAUGGUAUGCAAACUGCAUCGAUUUCUAUAUGGCCUCAAGCAAUCACCACGUGCUUGGUUUGGAAAGUUUAGCUCCAUUGUUCAAAAAUUUGGGCUAAAACGUAGUGAAACAGAC
Messenger RNA from Vigna radiata var. radiata (mung bean), 1882 nucleotides. RefSeq lists its product as uncharacterized. The coding region runs from base 1051 to 1707 and encodes 218 amino acids. The transcript is spliced from 2 exons. Lineage: Eukaryota; Viridiplantae; Streptophyta; Magnoliopsida; Fabales; Fabaceae. The record is from RefSeq and is a predicted model, not a curated record.